CAAACCUUCAUAUCGUACAGAUAUAAUUUGAAUUUAAAAAUUCCUUGCAGUGAAGGAUCAGUUUUCUCGUUCAUUAUAAUAUAUAUAUAGUUUUACAAUUUUUUUUUAAAAAUAAGUGUCAAUUUUAAGUGAAAAUAAACUGUUAUAAACGCGUAGUGGACAAUAUAUUAUUUAAAAAAUUAAAUAAAAAUGUCAGAAAAAAAUGAAAUAAUAAAAAAACAAGAAUUCAAAUGGGCCUCUGUCCUCUGGUAUAUUCAUCUUCAGGUUCUUGGAGUUUAUGGAUUCUAUGUUCUUAUUACACAAGCACAAUGGUUGACUGUAAUAUACGCCAUUUUUAUUAUGAGCCUCGCUGGAUUGGGAAUAACAGCCGGAGCUCACAGAUUUUGGGCUCAUGAGUCUUUUGAAGCUUCCGGAGCAGUCAGACUUUUUUUAAUGUUAUGUCACACGCUUGCUGGUGUGGGUCCUAUUUAUGAUUGGGUAUUAUCACAUAGGAUACAUCAUAAAUUUUAUGGAACAGAAAAUGAUCCUUACAAUCAUAACAAUGGAUUUUUGUACAGCCACGUAUUUAGUAAUUUAAUGACAGAUACUCCUGAACGAAAAAAAGUUGAAAAAGACAUAGAUAUGCGAAUUAUUGAAGUUGAUGGAUAUGUUUGGCUCCAAAAAAGACUCUACUGGAUAUUGUUUCCAAUUUUGGGCCUUCUACUGCCAAUGAAUGCACCGGCUGAAUAUUGGGGUGAAUCGAUAAUGAAUUCUAUUUUUAUUCUUGGCUUUCUACGAUUGGCUGUUUCCAAUCAAAUAUCAUGUUUGGUGAACAGUGCCAUGCUCAUCUGGGGACUCAAACCAGGAGACAAAUUUCCAGUUGAUGACAAUUCGAUAUUUAUAAUUAACAAAUCAUACUGGCCAAAUUAUCACUACCUGUUGCCUUGGGAUUGGAAAACAGGUGAAUUUGGAGGUUAUGACAAAGGAUGGACGUCAUUUAUUAUCAGAAUGUGGGAACCUAUGGGAGUCAUAACAGCAUUAAAAACAAUAACAUGCAAAGCUGUUCGCGAUAUAUUGUAUAUAGCUGCUGAUAAAAAGAAGUCACCUUCUGAUUGUUGGGAGACAUUAAAAACAAUUGCAGAUGAUGAAGCACGGAAAGCGGCAUUGCGUUAUCAUCAUUAAAAAAAAAAAAUUAUAAUCAUUUACAAGAAUACCAAGAGAUUAAAAGAUAUUUUAUUUGUAUUAAUAGGAAUAUUUAAUACACACCACAUUUCUUGAAUAUAAUAUUUAACUGAUUCUUAAGGCCAGGUCCAAGUCGAGUCAGCUGUUCCUUUGAAGUUUCAAUGGAACGGCUGACACGACUUGGACCUGGCCUUAAGGAGGUUCAACCCAUUAACAUAACCUCAAACUAAAAAGUAGUUUUUAACAGAACUAGAAAUAUAUUUAAAAUUUAUUACACCCAUAUUCG
Molecule: messenger RNA, 1447 nt
Organism: Leptopilina boulardi
Lineage: Eukaryota; Metazoa; Arthropoda; Insecta; Hymenoptera; Figitidae
Product: acyl-CoA Delta-9 desaturase
Exons: 5
Coding region: 190-1161 (323 amino acids)
Biological process (GO): unsaturated fatty acid biosynthetic process
Cellular component (GO): endoplasmic reticulum membrane
Molecular function (GO): stearoyl-CoA 9-desaturase activity; iron ion binding
Source: RefSeq, a predicted model, not a curated record